Paramormyrops kingsleyae is the source of this 4722-nucleotide messenger RNA. Lineage: Eukaryota; Metazoa; Chordata; Actinopteri; Osteoglossiformes; Mormyridae. The record is from RefSeq and is a predicted model, not a curated record.
UUUAUUUGGAGGUAAUGUAAUAUUUUGACACUUUUUAAUUAUCUUUCUAGGUGAGACAGGCUACAAACCAGAUUGUUAUGAACUGUGCUGACAUUGACAUCAUUACAGCCUCUUUUUCACCAGAAGGAGGCGAAGAGAUAAGUGCUACUGGAUUCAACUAUCAGAAUGAGGAUGAAAAGGUUACUUUGUCUUUCCCCAGUGCUCUUCAGAAAGGUUCUGGUAUUUUGAGGAUCGACUAUGUUGGAGAGCUAAAUGACAAAAUGAAAGGCUUCUAUAGAAGUAAAUACACAGCCCCUUCGGGAGAAGUGCGCUUUGCUGCUGUCACACAGUUUGAGGCUACAGAUGCUCGCAGAGCCUUUCCUUGCUGGGAUGAGCCAGCUAUCAAAGCCACCUUUGACAUCACGCUUAUUGUUCCCAAGGACCGGGUAGCCCUGUCAAAUAUGAAUGUUAUAGAUCGUAAGCCGUAUCCCAAUGAUGAGAGUCUUGUAGAGGUGAAGUUUGCCAGGACUCCUGUCAUGUCCACUUAUCUGGUUGCGUUUGUUAUUGGCGAAUACGAUUUUGUGGAAAGUCGAUCUUCCGAUGGUAUAACAGUGCGUGUUUACACACCUGUUGGAAAGGCUGAACAAGGAAAAUUCGCUCUUGAAGUUGCAACGAAGACCUUACCUUUUUACAAAGACUACUUUAACGUUCCAUAUCCUCUGCCUAAAAUUGAUCUCAUAGCGAUUGCUGAUUUUGCUGCUGGUGCCAUGGAAAACUGGGGUCUUGUUACCUACAGGGAGACUGCACUGCUCAUCGACCCCAAGAACUCAUGUUCAUCCUCCCGACAGUGGGUGGCGCUGGUGGUGGGACAUGAGUUGGCACAUCAGUGGUUUGGCAACCUGGUCACUAUGGAAUGGUGGACCCACCUCUGGCUGAAUGAAGGCUUUGCAUCCUGGAUCGAGUAUCUCUGCGUGGAUCACUGUUUCCCCGAGUAUGAUAUUUGGACGCAGUUCGUGUCAGCAGACUAUACCCGAGCGCUUGAACUGGAUGCGUUGGACAACAGCCACCCUAUUGAGGUCAGUGUUGGGCACCCAUCAGAAGUGGACGAGAUUUUUGAUGCAAUAUCCUACAGUAAGGGAGCGUCAGUUAUAAGAAUGCUGCACAGCUACAUUGGAGAUGAGGACUUUAGGAAAGGAAUGAACUCUUACCUUCUGAAGUUUCAGCAUAAAAAUGCUUCCACGGAGCACCUGUGGGAGUGUCUGGAAGAGGCCAGUGGGAAGCCAGUGGGUGCUGUUAUGAGCUCCUGGACCACACAGAUGGGCUUCCCCAUCAUUGUUGUGGAUGAAGAACAGCAAGGAGAAGAUCGUGUGCUGAAAAUUUCACAGAAAAAAUUUUGUGCCAGUGGACUCCAUGAUGGUGAGAACUGUCCUACCUGGAUGGUGCCCAUCAGCAUCUGCACCAGUGAGGACCCAAGCUGCACCAAGCUCAGCUUAUUGCUGGACAGUGCAGAGACAACAGUCAGCCUCAGUAACAUACCAACCAGCAACUGGCUGAAGAUCAACCCUGGUACGGUGGGGUUCUACCGGGUCCAGUACAGUUCAGCAAUGCUGGAAAGCCUAUUGCCAGCCAUUCGAGAUUUGACUUUGCUUCCUGUGGAUCGACUUGGUCUUCAAAAUGACCUCUUUUCCCUGGCCCGCGCUGGCAUGAUCAGCACCGUCGAGGUCCUGAAGCUGAUGGAAGCUUUUGUUAAUGAGCCCAACUACACAGUGUGGAGUGACCUGAGCUGUAACCUUGGUGUGCUGUCUUCACUGCUUUCUCAUACGGAUUUCCAUGAGGAAAUACAGGAUUUAAUCCGUGAUCUCUUUACCCCGGUUGGAGAAAACUUGGGUUGGGAUAGUAAACAAGGGGAAGGCCAUCUAGAUGCCCUGCUCAGAGGGCUCGUUCUUGGGAAGCUCGGAAAGGCAGGACACAAACCCACACUGGAAGAGGCUCGUCGACGGUUCAAGGACCACGUGGAGGGCAAAAACACCCUCUCUGCUGACCUCAGGAGUCCAGUGUAUCUGACCGUCCUGAAGCACGGGGACAGUGGGACAUUGGACACAAUGAUGAAGCUGCACAAGCAGGCAGAUAUGCAAGAGGAGAAAAAUCGCAUUGAAAGAGUACUAGGGGCCAUCUCCUCCCCAGAGCUGAUCCAGAAAGUCCUGGCCUUUGCCCUGUCGGAUGAGGUGCGUCCCCAAGAUACGGUUUCUGUAAUCGGGGGUGUAGCCAGCAGUAGUAAACAUGGCCGGAAAGCUGCUUGGAAGUUUGUGAAAGACAACUGGGAUGAGCUCCACAACCGGUACCAGGGUGGCUUUCUCAUCUCCCGACUCAUCAAGCUUUCUGUUGAUGGAUUUGCGGUGGACAAGAUGGCUGCUGACGUAAAGAGUUUCUUCGAGAGCCACCAAGCGCCUGCAGCCGAGCGCACAAUCCAGCAGUGCUGUGAGAACAUCCUGUUGAACGCCGCCUGGCUCAAGCGUGACGCUGACGACAUCCACGAGUAUCUGCUGAAGCGCAAGACCCAGCCUGCCAGCCCAUCCGUUUGACCCAAAGACAGACAGACAGACAUAUAGAGACAGACAGACACGUCAGCGAGAAUGAGACAGGAAGCCUAGACACGCAGAUGCAGACAUGCGGAUGGCCCUCCGCUUUUUGGGUGAAUGCUCACAUAUUUUUAAUCUUGCAGAAACACUGGAGAAAUAGAACCUACUAUGAAAAUAAAUACUUAGUAAAAUGCCAUUUAACAGCUGAAUGUAGUAAUCUCUGUACUGCCCUAAUGAGAUCGUCUUCAAACAUAUUCCACAGCAAAUGUGUUUUUAUUUUUUUGCAAAGCUCUCAUAGACAUCUGCAUCCACACUGACGAGUGCUAAAACAGACAAUAUGGCUGCUCCGGCUUGGAGAAGAAAGUACUGUUAUGCUUUUGCUAAACUGCUCCUUCGGAUUUGGGGUGGUAGAUAAAGAGCUCUGGUGGAGGGUUGCGUCUCUGCAUAUCUUGCACGCUUGUUUCUAUGCGUGUGGUUAUGUAUUUGCAUUAUAAACACCUAAAGCUUGUAUGAUGUAUGAGGAUUUCCUUCCGUACUUUUCCGGUGUGAAAAAAGCCCAUAUACCAUCUAUUCAAAUCUAUUGACAGCUGGACACUUUUUGGAUAAAUUACAGAAAAGUAACAUUUCCUUCACUUAAUAAUAGAUUUGUUUCAUAUUUUAAAAUAAUAUUUAGGUGUCUGAUUUUGUGCUAAUUAUUGCAGAUUUCAAAAGGGAGAAAAAUGGUAAAAUCAAGCACCCCCCUCACAGAAGACUAGUUUCACUUGAUAUAAUUAAAUGAUGCUAAAUGAAUGGUCUGGUCCCAAUCUAUGACCACUACUCAUACACGGUUAUCGAACUACACAUUGAAACCUUAAAUUGGUUUUAAUUAGUAUGAAAAAGUUAUUACUCUUUAAAGUGGUUUCUGCAAUUAAAAUGAAAGCAAUGUUGUGUGAACAUUGCAUAUCUACAUGUGACUUAUUGGAUGAAUAAGCAGAAUUUGCAAUUUGGUGUAGUGCUGGAGAAGGUCAAAUUGUUGGACAGCUUCCCUGAAACAUUUCUUGUGGUUUGCUUUUUAAACAACGUUGGUCUUCAUAAAAUAAAAUCGAAAACCUUAUAUAAAAUUAGUGCUGUUUCGUCUAUUUUCCUGCUUUUGUAUUUUAGCUUUUUUUUGUCAUUUAGAAAUAUUGCAAAUAAUUGAGCAUGUUUUCAACAAAAAAAACAUGAACUUCAGUUAAGUAAACUGAAUAAAUACAUUCACAUACACAUGAAAUUUUUAAAAGAGCAGAAGAGGGCAAGAACACAACUUAACUUCAGUACACACAAGAAUAUUGUAUGUGAUGUGUAUAGUGUAUGACACAAGGUAUAAAACAAAUAUUCAAUAUUUUGUAGUUUGUUAUUUUUCAGUGCAUUUUUUGUAAAAAAAAAAAAAAAAUUCCUUUUCAUUGAUUUUUAUAUAGCAUCUUUUUUCCAGUAUCAUCGCUCUAGGGUACUUAACUUUCAGAAACACUUGUAAUUCAACAUGAAACAAAGCAAUAAGUCUGUGAUACUUUGUGAAUAGUUUCACAUAUUGAAAGAUAUUGACUAUAGGCUCAUAUUGAAGGUAACGCUUUAGUUGUUACUAUAUUUAUAGGAGACCACAGAAUUGGGUGUUUUUUACCCUCAUAUCAACAAAAAUAUAAAACUGUGUUAAGAAUGUUAGGUAUCAUACUGUAAAAUAGCAUUAUUCUCUGAGACAAGAUAUGUUUUACUAAUAUGGGUCAGCCUGAGACACUGUCAAAGCUUGCAAUGCCAUUAGUUACCUGAUAGCUAUGUUUUGUUUAAUGGGUUUUAUUUGUGCAAGGGAAAGCCAUUACAUUUCAUUGAGUUAGUAAUAUUUAUGCCAUUUUCCGUUUAAUGUUUCUUUAGCAAUAUAUUGUUUUUGAAGAUCUUGUUCCAGUGCUGCACACUGAAAAAAUAAAAAGACAAUCUGUUUUUAUUUAUAGGAAAAUGUUCUCAUGAGAGAACUUAUGAACUAUUCUUAAAAAAUAAGGGGAGGUGGUCUGGUUCUGUGGAUCUCUCACUCACUGUCACAUGUUCUGUCCAAAUCUGUAUUCAUAAUUUUACUGAACUUUCUGCUAGCAUGGUGUCCGUUUUGUUUUUCCACAUUUCUUGGCAAAGCAUCAACAAUAAAUCCAUGAAAAAUAAA